Molecule: messenger RNA, 1858 nt
Organism: Daldinia caldariorum
Lineage: Eukaryota; Fungi; Ascomycota; Sordariomycetes; Xylariales; Hypoxylaceae
Product: putative pyridoxal reductase
Exons: 2
Coding region: 453-1556 (367 amino acids)
Cellular component (GO): cytoplasm
Source: RefSeq, a predicted model, not a curated record
CGCUGCAUGGUUUAAAACCCGAGAUGUGACUGGCUGACUGGAUACGCGGUUACACGUAAUAUUGAGAGUUGUUGGCUUAUAGCUGAGCCAGCUGGUCCCUGUUAACGUGCUCGGAAGAUGAAAAAAAUCCUAAACACGAAUAGACGCCUCACAUAUAAUAGGUCAUUAUGCGACAUCGUGGCGGAAGUUACCUAUGCCAGCAACGGAGUUUACAUGUCGCGAAUCCCCUUAGUCUAACUCCCUUCUCUCGCGCUCCCUUGAAACCUAAGACCGCGAGUCUUUGAGCACUUCGGACGGACUUGUCAGGUAGCUAAUCACUCGCCUCCGUUGAAACCCGAUGAACGUAGGACAAGCCGAAACAUUUUUGUACCACAUCUUCCGCUAAACCCUUUCUAUGAUGAGGUCCUCUACCAAAGCACCUAGAACAUUUAAACACCCGGGGUGAUCUCGUGAUGGCUUUAAAGAAAACCAGUAUCCGUUCUUCCAUCUCGGCUAUCUUCUGCAAUCCUUUCCGCAGCAUCACACAUCGCAAAUCGUACCAUCUCAACAAAAUGUCUUCGACUUCUACUACUGUCUUCAGGCCCAGGGCCGUUACAGGCUUCGGGCUUAUGGGCAUGACUUGGCGUCCUGUGCACACGCCCGACGAGCAGGCCUUCGCCACCAUGAAAGCUGCUAUUGCUCAGGGCGCCACAUUCUGGUCUACCGGUGAUUACUAUGGUAUGCCUGAGCCAACAGCCGGCUUAGCACUGGUGCGCCGCUACUUCGAAGCUUACCCGGAGGAUGCGAGCAAGGUCACCCUAUUCAUCAAGUGCUGCGUCGACUCCAAGACCAUGGCACCAAAGAACAAGCGCGAGGAAGUACUUGCCAGCGCCGAGAACUGCUUCAAGGUCAUCGGUAGCGCUAAGAAGAUAGAUAUCCUCGGCCCGGCCCGUAUGGAUCCCAGCGUGCCGCUAGAAGAGACGCUAGGAGCUUUCAAGGAGCUCGUAGAUGCCGGCAAGAUUAACGGCGUGGGAAUUAGCGAGGCCAGCGCCCAGACGAUCGAGAAAGCGAACUCCAUCUACCCGCUAAGCCUGGUGGAAAUCGAGUUCUCCCUUUGGACCCCCGACAUCCUGACGAAUGGCGUGGCGGCUACAGCUAAGCGCCUCGAUGUUCCCCUCGUUGCUUAUUCCCCGCUAGGCCGUGGCUUCUUGACCGGACAAAUCAAAUCCGUCGAUGACAUCCCCGAGGGAGACAUUCGUCGCCGCUUUGACCGCUUUCAACCCGAAAACUUCAACAAGAACCUCGAGCUUGUGGAUAAGCUGAAAUCCUUCGCUGAGAAGGCUGGUGUCACACCAGCUCAGCUCGCGUUGGCUUGGAUUCGCUCCACCGCUAACUCCCCGCAAGCCGGUACCAUCAUUCCUAUCCCCGGCGCUACGAGGGUCGAGCGUGUCGAGGAGAACUCCAAGGCCGUUGUUCUGUCCCCGGAAAACAAGGCUCAACUCGAUGCGAUCCUCUCAUCUUUCACGAUCCAGGGUGGCAGAUAUAACAAGGUGCUCGAGGGUCUACUUUGGCGUUAAAGUGUUCUCCGAAUCAUGAAUUAUAUGUUAUCGUGCUAGGUAUAUGGAGAUACAUGGCGGCUGGAUAGUAAAUAGAAAGCAACAUUUUUAGGUACCACAUCAUGUCGUCUUAGAUUAGAUACGCGUAAAAAUGACAUUACAUGUAUGCACUGCCCAUUGAGUACCUAAAGCUGAAUUAGAUACUUCAACUCUACGUAGUGCUUGUUUUUGAGUCUAACGAGAUACCUAUCAAGGAAGGGUUUAAUGAUAUGAAGCAGUUUUAGGACUUUAACGACUCCAAUACAUAGGAGGUAGGUACCUAA